AUGCCAAAAAAGAAGCAAGAAAUGUCACAGGUGUAUGGCCAAAGCAAUGAGUUCAUCUUUGGCGAGAAAGGUGGAAGAGGCAAGAAUCUUCUGUCAUUUCUCAAAAACCUCUCAUUAACGGGCAAUUCACAUCUGCUGCUGCUGCUUCUGCUGCUGCUGCAUCAGGGUAGAGGUGGAAAUCCAGAAAGUCUCCGAGAGGCCAAUAGUAAUAUUUACGGGAACUUAUCCUACGGCUUCUCAGGUCAGGAUCACGGAGGAGGAGAAAUUGGUCAAAGGCCGGCAAUGGCUACUAGAAACUCCAAGUUUUCUCGGUCAGUGUCAGCAAGCAACCCUAGAACUUCUACACCCCCGUAUGAUGGUAUCGAUGAUAAAGCCAGCCGGCUGUCCUCUCCUUUCAAUAUCACUCGUGCUAUGAGCGGCUCUGGUUACUCUCCAAGGAAUGCUUACAGAAGACCUACCUAUACCGAUUUGGAUGACGAUUGGGAUGCUGCCAUUGAUGAAGUAAACCAAGGUAAUGCACGUACAAAUGCCCCCUCCCAAGAGAAAUUGGCCAGCUUAGGAUCAGAGGAGAAGCACGGUGGGGCACCUACUAUAAUUGAUUCCCUAUAUCCCGAAUUGACGAUGAGCUCAGGAACUGGAGCCCCUCUACCCAAAGAGCUGAUGGAUUCCCAGGACAAGGAAAUGAAGAUCGAGAUUCAAAAACUCAACCAAUUCCAUGCUAAGUUUAACAAGUUUAGGAAGAUACUCAUCGAAGACGAAAGUGGCGUUAGUAUGCGUGAUCUAAGAAAGCUCUCUUGGAACGGUAUCCCGGCGGAACUUCGGGCACUCACCUGGCAAAUUUUAUUGGGUUACUUGCCCACUAAUAAAACAAGACAGGGUUCUACUUUGAGGCGUAAAAGGCAGGAAUAUCUCGACGGUCUCGCCGAUGCUAAUUCUGAAGCGAUGUUUGAUGGAUCAGAGACGCCUGGUAACGAAUCUUCUGCACUGUUGCCUGCCUCCAACAAUAGGGAUAACAGUCAGAACAAAGAAAAACAGCUUCAUCAUCAGAUCAAGAUUGAUGUCAAAAGAACUAAUCCUUCAGUGAAGCUUUUUGGAUAUGAAGCUACUCAGAAAUCACUCCGGAAAGUCUUAUAUCUAUGGGCAAUCCGUCAUCCCGCUAGUGGGUACGUCCAGGGAAUAAAUGACUUGUGCACUCCAUUUUAUCAGAUCUUCUUGGCUAAUUACCUUUGGCAACUACAACAACAAAAAGCAUACGAAAAUGGUUACGGGGAAGAUCAGAGCGCUCUUUUCAUUCCAGGAUUAAUUGACGAAAGUGGAUCAGAUACUUACGAAAGGGAGAUACUCGACGAUCCCAAACUACCAACUUUGACAUGGGAAAACUUCGAUAGCAGUCGCCUUUCGUCCAGAGUAUCUGCAAUAAUUGAGGCGGACACUUACUGGUGCCUAUCAAAACUUUUAGAUAACAUCACGGAUAACUACAUUCAUGAGCAGCCCGGCAUCAUCAGACAAGUCAACGAUUUGAGAAAUCUAAUUUCCAAGAUUGACGUUUCUUUGCUCGAGCAUCUUGAACAUGAAGGAAUCGAAUUUAUUCAAUUUGCAUUCCGGUGGAUGAAUUGCUUGCUUAUGAGAGAGCUUUCCAUAGGUCUAAUUGUUAGAAUGUGGGACACAUACCUCAGCGAAACACCACUUGGUUUUAACAAUUUUCAUGUUUAUGUCUGUGCUGCAUUUCUUAUAAAGUUCACAGGUGAACUUAAGCAGAAGGACUUCCAAGAGAUUUUACUUUUCCUUCAGAAUCCGCCCACUGCCUCCUGGACGGAGAAAGAUGUGGAAUUGAUGUUAAGUGAGGCUUUCAUAUGGCAGAGUCUUUACAAGAAUGCAUCGGCUCAUCUCAGGUGA
Messenger RNA from Candidozyma haemuli, 1896 nucleotides. RefSeq names its product Gyp1p (gene GYP1). The coding region runs from base 1 to 1896 and encodes 631 amino acids. Lineage: Eukaryota; Fungi; Ascomycota; Pichiomycetes; Serinales; Metschnikowiaceae. The transcript has a single exon. Gene Ontology annotation, cellular component: Golgi apparatus. Gene Ontology annotation, molecular function: GTPase activator activity. The record is from RefSeq and is a predicted model, not a curated record. Gene Ontology annotation, biological process: activation of GTPase activity.